Molecule: messenger RNA, 2418 nt
Organism: Poecilia latipinna (sailfin molly)
Lineage: Eukaryota; Metazoa; Chordata; Actinopteri; Cyprinodontiformes; Poeciliidae
Product: protein FAM181A
Exons: 2
Coding region: 1005-1775 (256 amino acids)
Source: RefSeq, a predicted model, not a curated record
AAAAUGUUUUACUUUUUGCUUUUUAAGGUUAAGUAAUCUCUGUUAUCGCCUCUCCUUUCUGAGCCGCUGAGCUCCAGCAGAACGACACUUCCCCAGCUCAAUAAAGGGAUGAAGCUCAAUUAGCAUUUCACAAGUCCCGUUCCCCCUCCGCCGCAGCCUUCCCCGUGGAGCCCAUGCUUUUCUGGGGAUUGUCCUGUUUUGGGCCCUUGUUGCGGUUGGCAGGGUGACAGUAUUCGAGUGUGCAAACUUGUGCCAUUGUCCUCCGGCCAGAGGGAGCCAUGGAGACCCCAUAAUAUGACACAGGAAAAUGUUUGCUGAUGGCAAUUCUAUGGGCUUUGUCCGAGUCUUUUUUCCUUCAUGACGACUCGAUUUAAGUCUCUAAAUGUUUGACUACAAAUGCAGGAGUGCUAUCCAGCUCCUUCCCCUUUGUCCCGCCAGGUUUGAAUGAGUAAUUCAGCCUUUGUGUCGCUCGAUUGAGGGGGCAAACAGAAAGACAAGAUUCUUGAGCGUUCAAGCCUCUUUCCAUGGUUAUGCGCUCUUUAGAUCCCCCCCACCGCCACCAAAUCCUACAGCUGACAUCAUGUGGAAGGCAUUAAACCUCAACUUUAACCCGUGCAACAGGAAGUUAAAGCAUGUCCAAUACGAUAUAUUUCAUUUAUGUUGAAUUAUUUUGCGUAAAAGGAGCAGAGUGAGAAGCGGGUUUUUUGGGGGAAAUAUCGCGUUUCCAGGGCUGGGCUUUCCAGAUCUCCAUGGCAGCAAUUUGCGCUGGUGAAGAAUUUGAUACCAAGGCGCUUGGAGACUGAUUGGAGUGCAUUGUGAUGGGUCUGGGGUCGCUGAUUGGUUCAAGGGAAGGAGCAUAACUACAAAGGGUUUAUAUUCAUUCAGCUUCCUGAAGUACCUCUGCAGUCUGGAGGGAAGCUUCGAUUAAAACGAUUGUGUCGGUGGAUUAUGGUUCAUAUUUCUAUAAUGGACUCAUGAAGUGAGCCAAGGAGCUUCUGGUAAAGAUGUCAAGUGCAGACAGCGAAGUUAAAACUUUACUCAACUUUGUAAAUUUGGCAUCCAGCGACAUCAAGGCGGCUCUGGAUAAGUCGGCUCCCUGCAGGCGCUCCGUGGAUCACCGGAAAUACCUACAGAAGCAACUCAAGCGCUUCUCACAGAAGUUCUCCAGAGUCCCGAGAGGUCAGACUCUCACUUCUGCGGACUACAGGUGCGCCAGAGGAGCUGAGCGUCAAAGGGUGACCGCGACGGAUGAGGCCAGCUCCGAUGCGCAACUUGCGCAGAGCGUAGGCGGCGUAAUGGACCAGGUGCCGAUGCGGAAACGACAACUACCAGCGUCGUUUUGGGAGGAACCCAGGCUAACCAAAGCCAGGAGAGACAAACCCUGUUUGGAUUUGAGAAGAAGCAGCAGCUCGGGGACAUCUGAUGGCGGCGAGAAUGAAAGGAGGAGAAGGAGUCAGGAGGACGCGCAAAAAACCGCAAACUCCUCAUCCGGCAGGCGCAGCUCUGCGGAAAAAGAAGUGCUGAAACUGGAUCUGACUUCACAUCGCUCCGUGAGUUUCUGCAGCUGCUGCCCCUUCCAGUUCCAAGGACAUCAGGUCCUCCACAGCCAGAUUGUUGUUCCGCAUCCUCCCUUUGGUCUGUGGAGCAAGGCAGCAGAGCCGGAGAGGUCCGAGCAUCCGUACGGACAGAAACUCCACACGCACGUUGUGGUGAAACCGAUACCGACCAAGGCCACGGCGCAGUCUCCGAUCUUAAGCGUGUUUGGGUUCAUUUAAUCUGCCCGUCACAUGAGGAUGCGGUGCCGUUUGUAAAGUCACAGACAAACAUUUACAGAAAUAAUUUGGGUCAUUUAGCCUGUUACAAGUGAAAAAAGUUCAUUUUUAGUCAUUUUUGCCACGUUUUUUUAUUUACUUAGAAUGUUACUGUUUCAAGCUAAAUGAAAUAUUCAGUGUACAAGCUAAAUAUUUACUUAGAAAGCGAAAUAUUCAGUUGAAAGUUAAAUAUUUAGCUCAAUACUUAAAAGCUAUCUUGGUAGCUAACUAGCUCGGAGGUACCUAUUUAGGUCUGACCUAAAUAGCUAGACAGCAAACUAAAUAUUGAGCUAGCUCAGAGCUAAAUAUUUAGCUGGUAUGCAAAUUCACCUGCCAGUAGGCGGAAGUGUCUGUCAGAGUAAAAGCUGGGUUUGCUGACCUCCUCUGUAAACGCCUGAGCUAGCUAAAUAUAGCUUGCUAGCUAAAUGUUUAACUCUGAGCUAUUUAGUUAGCAAGUUUGGAAAUAAGUAUAUAGCUAGCUCAGAGUUAAAUAUUUAUUCAAAUUAACUUGCUAAUUGAUGGAAAUGUCUGCCAAAAUAAAAUCUGGGCCAAGCUAGAUAUUUAACUUGCUAACUAAAUGUUUAACUCUGAGCUAAAUAUUUAUUUU